Molecule: messenger RNA, 1518 nt
Organism: Nerophis lumbriciformis (worm pipefish)
Lineage: Eukaryota; Metazoa; Chordata; Actinopteri; Syngnathiformes; Syngnathidae
Source: RefSeq, a predicted model, not a curated record
AUGAUGCUCGUGCGCGUACUCGCGCUGGCCGCACUGUUUACCUGUAGCGUCCGGCGCGUGCGCGGCGGCGGUGGUGGCGGGGAGGUGACCAGCAACAUCCUCCUCAUCGUCACUGACGACCAGGACCAAAAUCUGGGGGGCAUGACGCCAAUGAAGAAGACCAAAUCUUUAAUCGGGGACGCAGGAGUGACCUUCGUCAAUUCGUUCACAGUGACGCCACUUUGCUGCCCGAGCCGCUGUAGCAUCCUGACAGGUCGCUACCCACACAAUCACAUGGUUCGAAACAACUCUGUCGCCGGCAACUGCUCCAGCGCAGCAUGGCAGAGCACCGGCGAGUCAGAAGCCUUCCCUGUCUAUCUCAGCAAGCGCGGCUACCAAACAUUCUUCGCCGGGAAGUACCUCAACCAGUACGGCAAGAAAGAAGUUGGUGGUGUGUCACAUGUUCCGCCAGGUUGGGACCAGUGGCAUGUGCUAGUGGGCAACUCUCGCUACUACAACUACACUCUGUCUCGAAACGGCGUGGAGGAGAAGCACGGCGACAGCUACGCCGACGACUACCUGACUGACCUCAUCGCCAACCGCUCACUUCAAUUCCUGGAAAACCGCAGUCCACAGCGCCCGUUCUUUUUGAUGCUGGCGCCACCCGCGCCCCACUCGCCCUGGACUGCCGCCCCGCAGUAUUGUAAAAGCUUCAGCGAUGUCAAAGCACCUCGGGACGGUAGCUUUGACAAAGCGGCCAAGGACAAACAUUGGCUGCUGCGCCAAGCAGUUAACCCCAUGACCAACGGUACACUGGCGUUUUUGGACGAUGCCUACCGUAAGAGGUGGCAGACACUGCUUUCCGUGGACGACAUGGUGGAGAAGCUGGUGAGAAAGCUGGACGAGCUACAAGAGCUCAACCACACAUACGUCUUCUUCACAUCAGACAAUGGCUACCACACAGGUCAAUUUUCUCUCCCCAUUGACAAGCGUCAGCUGUAUGAGUUUGAUAUCAGGACACCGUUGCUGGUCCGCGGUCCUGGUGUCAAACCCAACAUCACGUUGAAGGCUCCCGUGCUGAACAUCGACUUGGCACCGACCAUUCUGGACAUCGCUGGAGUGGACGCUGCCGAUGUGGACGGACAGUCCUUCCUGCCUCUGAUGGCGCCGUCCUUGCGCAACGGCUCGGCGCGGCCCUUCUUCCUGGUUGAGCACAUGGGCGAGGGGCUUUCCAGCGGGGACCCUGCCUGCCCCGAGAUGGGCCCCGGCUUGUCGCAAUGUUUCCCCGACUGCGUGUGCGAGGACUCUUUCAACAACACCUACGCUUGCGUCAGGACGCUGGACGGACGCGACGACAUGCAGUACUGUGAAUUCGCCGACAACGAGUCCUUCGUGGAGGUGUAUAACUUGACCUCAGACCCCCACCAGCUGGAAAACAUUGUGAAGAAGGUGGACCCGACCAUACUGCAGACCAUGAACCAGCGCCUUAUCAAGCUGCAGUCAUGCCAGGGCGCCGGAUGCCGCACCAUCUCCACGUGA